Molecule: messenger RNA, 2853 nt
Organism: Lacerta agilis (Sand lizard)
Lineage: Eukaryota; Metazoa; Chordata; Lepidosauria; Squamata; Lacertidae
Product: prominin-1-A-like
Exons: 24
Coding region: 210-2627 (805 amino acids)
Cellular component (GO): apical plasma membrane; cilium; microvillus
Molecular function (GO): cholesterol binding
Source: RefSeq, a predicted model, not a curated record
AGGCAGUUCAGCUCCCUGGUGUGGUGGGGCAAAAUUCUCAAAUCCUUUGCAUCCAAGUGAAGGGUGAAAGAAACCAUUGCAGAGGCCGGCUGUCCUUCUAGAGCACCGCAUGGGCAAGGAUUCCUGUGAAGGAAACGAUCUGAAGCUCCUCAGGAUCUUUCUGAGCUUGCCCAGGAACUUUGAAAGGGUCCUGCAUUUCCACUACCAAGAUGGCUCUGCAAAACUUCACACAACCUCAAUAUCACCCACAGCCCACUGGCCCAAGUGGUGGCCUGCUGGGCUUGUACAGUAUGGUGCACUCCUUCCUAGGGAUGGUACAACCCAACACCUUCCCAGCAGAUCUUCUGACUCGCCUGCUCCAGCGCCAGGUUAAUAUCACAGACCCAGCAGUGUAUAAAGAGAUGUUCGUAUACGAAACAGGCUUCCUCGUUUGCCUUGUCAUUGGUCUUCUUUUCAUCAUCCUUGUGCCCCUGGUGGGUUUGUUCUUCUGCUGCUGCCGCUGCUGUGGGCACUGCGGGGGCUCCAUGUACCAGAAGCAGACGAAAAACACCAAUUGCAAGAGGCGGACAUUAUUUGCAUUCCUGCUAGCUGUCACUACCAUUCUUGUGGCUGGGGAUAUUUGUACGUAUGUCAGCAACCGUCAGAUAUCACAGGGAAUCAGUGGGGGCUUCGUCACUUUGAACAAUACGAUGGACAACCUGUUCAUGUUCCUGAACUCUAUCCCUAAGGAGAUUAAUGACAUCAUUGACUCCAGUUCGGUGCCACUGAAGCAAGCCAAUCAGAGCCUGCAAGAGAUUGGGCAGACUUUGGGAGACAAGAUCAAGAAUCAAAUAGGUGGACAAGUAAAUGAAGCACUGGACGAUGCUGAACAUCUUCUCAAUGUGACUAGCUCUGUGGAAAAAGAGCUCCAGGCAGUCAACGAGUCAACAAAUCACUUGCGGCACCUUCAGGAACAGCUGAGCCGAAACCUGACCGCCUUGAGCACUGAUAUCAACCAGACUUUGAAAGACUGCGGUGUGCCUUGCAAGGAUGUGCCAGUGCGGAACCUGGAGCCUGGGGCCAAUCUCAGUGCGGUUCCGGAUGUCAGCCGCCCACUCCAGCUGCUGACUAAUCUGACAAACUCAAACCCUCAGGACACCAUUGCGAAGGCAAGAAAAGUUCUGGCUGAUAUUCCAAAGAAGGUGUCUGAACAAACAAAAAAGGUGGUGUCUGAAGGAGAGGCUCGCCUCCAUGAAGUCAAGCAAGCAAUUGAAGAUAGCCGUAGCAACUUUUCAACACUAAGCAGAAUGGGGAAUAUCUCUCAGUCCAUGACAGAUGUUGUCACUUGGGCGAGUACCUAUGAGCCAGAUAUUGUCACCUAUGAUAGCUACAGGUGGAUUGCUGGCCUUUGCCUCUGCUCUCUGGUGCUUGUGAUCAUUGUAUUCAACGUGCUGGGCCUGUUGUUUGGGGCACUUGGACUAAACCCGCGAGAGAUGCCUACCAAACGGGGCUGCCUCGCAAACUCUGGUGGAGACUUCCUCAUGGCGAGCGUUGGGUUCAGCUUCAUAUUUUCAUGGCUGCUGAUGCUGCUGGUUGUACUGACAUUUUUAGUUGGGGGAAGUAUGUACACAGCGGUGUGUCGGCCGUGGGCCGAUGGGCGUCUCCUUCAGUUUCUGGACACACCAGGGUUGUUCCCUGAUUUCAACCUGACACGGCUCUUGCAUUUGAAGAGUUCUGAUGUGAACCUCUCCAGCCUGUACAAGAACUGUGAAAACAAUGCCCCCUUGUGGAGCACCCUUCACCUGGGUGAGGUCAUCCCUCUGGAUGAGAUCCUAAACACCAGCAAGUACACUGGUAACAUUGAUGCAGCCUUAAAAAAAAUAAACAUCAGUUUGGGCUCCACUGACCUCCUGAAGGAUGAGCAGAAGCGUCACCUGCAGGAACUGGGCUCAAAGGAUGGGCUGAACCUGGAUUUUGACAGUGCACUGAAACAAAUCAACCAGAAUGUGACAAAACAAGACCUGUCUUCAUUGGCAGCGCAACUAAAUAAAUUGGCAGAAAACACAGCAAUUGAUGAGAAAACUCGGAGCGAGUUUCAACUGGAGGCCAGUGAGCUGAGGAAGCUCCAGAAUUGGGUCAAUGACCAGUUUCCUCCUCAGAUGCACAUCCUGAGAAGCAGCAUUCAAAAACUACAGAAGUCUGUCCCUCAGAUUCCGGUGACAGCGAACGCCACGUUGUCAAAAAUAGAAGACGCUCAGAUAUUUAUGAAGUCGCGGGUGCAGGACGUUGUCAAAAAUGAGACUUCAGCUUUCGUGAAAACUCUGCUGGGUUUAUUUGAAUCAUAUAUAGACUGGGCAAAGAGUACCAUCAAAGAGCAAGUGGGCCGCUGUGGCCCUGCAGCCUGGGCACUGGACAGUGUGAAUACCGUGGUCUGCAGCUGCGUUGUCAAUUCAUUGAACGCCUUCUGGUUCAGUCUAGGCUGGUGCACCGUCUUUCUGCUGCUGAGCAUCAUCUUGGCCGUGCGGCUUGCCAAGUUUUAUCGCAGAAUGCACAUGGAUGACAUCUACACGGAUGGUGCCAUGGAAAACAUGGAACUAUCAAGGCCACCACAUAUGUUCAAAAUGCCCCGAGCAGAGCUGAGGAACUAGCAAUUACCUUGCCAAUUACCUUGCCACCUAUCCUUCUUGAGCAACAUUGAGGAUGACACAUGAAUGUCUGCAGAACUGCUUUGCUUCUCUUCCCAACGCGGAGCAUAAGGAUAACCACUCAGAAGCAAAUUCUCCCUGGCCAAGUUGGCUUAUCCUGCGAAUGACACCAUUAGGGGUAACUGCAAGACAUGUUACACAACAGCAGGCCUAGCUGUGUUCCCAAUAC